Molecule: messenger RNA, 1496 nt
Organism: Atta colombica
Lineage: Eukaryota; Metazoa; Arthropoda; Insecta; Hymenoptera; Formicidae
Gene: CSN7
Product: COP9 signalosome complex subunit 7
Exons: 4
Coding region: 273-1112 (279 amino acids)
Biological process (GO): COP9 signalosome assembly
Cellular component (GO): COP9 signalosome
Source: RefSeq, a predicted model, not a curated record
CCUAACUCCCACACACAAUUGCUUCAGGCCAUGGCUGACAAAUCCGAUUGUUUCUUACACCGCGAUUUGAAGCCCCCGAAAGUUUGAAAUAGUGUCAGAAAGAGGUUUCGAUUAGCUUCGAUAUUCGUAGCAAUACAAUAACGAAGAAGUGAGUUUCUCAAGUUAUUCUCAAGCGUUUGACUGUGUUCCCACGACGCGUGCACUUUCGAUUGUCGUUGAUGUGUGGAACGAACGCGUCUGUUUCCUAACCUCGACCAGACGAUCGAGUCACCAUGACAGGUGGAAAUACCGCUGAAAAAUCAGCUAAUAAUCCUUUGGAGCAGUUCGUGCUGCUUGCAAAAACUGCGAAAGGCGCCGCCGCCAUAGAGUUAAUAAGGCAAGCCGUCGAAACGCCUGGCGUUCAUGUUUUUGGCGAAUUAUUGGAUAUGCCAAACAUCAAAGAAUUAGAGAACGGUCCUUAUGUCCAAUAUUGGAAUACUUUGAAUCUAUUUGCGUAUGGCACCUAUAAAGAUUAUCUGGAGAAUAAAGAGAAAGUAUUAGAGUUAACUCCUACGCAAAAAAAGAAGCUUCAGCAUCUCACAAUUGUCACUCUAGCCACGAAAAACAAAUGUAUACCCUACUCGGUAUUAUUGGAAGAGUUAGACAUAAAGAAUGUUAGAGAUCUGGAGGACUUGAUUAUUGAAGCAAUAUAUGCCGAUAUAAUCCAUGGAAAGUUAGAUCAGAAAAAUUCACAGUUAGAAGUAGAUUAUGCUGGUUUAGGACGAGAUGUUCGGCCAGGUGAUACCGGUGUAGUAGCAGAGACAUUAGCUGCCUGGGGUGAAGCGUGCGAUACAGUUCUAUCUUGUAUCGAACAGCAAAUAUCUAGAGCUAAUGUCGAGAAACAAAAGGCUACUUAUCAUAAAGAAAGAAUACAGAGAGAUAUUACUAAUAUAAAGAAAUCCCUCGCCGCUCAAGCAGGAGGUGGAGGCAUUCAAGAAGCUGAUAUUGCUGGUGGUAGUUCUGGUGCAGGAGGAAGCGAAGCGGGUAGAGAAGCCAUGCCAGUACUCUCAGAAAAGAAGAAGUUACAGAAAGUCAAAUGUAUCAAAGUCAGUGGGCGUGAAGAAUUUAAUUAGGAUUUGACGAUUCUCUAGAUGAAUUUGAUAAAUAAUGCAACGUGUAUUGCAUAUUUAUCAAUGCAUACGUGCCUACCCAUUGCCAGUUAUCACAUAAAACGGUAUGCCCAUUGUGACGAGUUGGCUUACGUGUACUUCCAACAAUAGUACCGUUCGUACUGUUUGCGUUCAGACUUUACAGAUUCUCAUUUUGUAAGGAUUUGUAGUCGCUAAACGAUUUACUGACGGAAUGCGUAACUAGUCCGAGAGGUCGUUUGAAGAAAAUUGUAUAUUCAAAAAAUUGUAAAGGUAUGCCACUGAUGUAGCUUAGCAAAAAAAAAUGUCAGUCGUCCGUUAAAGCGUUGUAAUUGCUAUUCGAAUAAAAAGAUAAUAUAUUUUAGCGAG